GACGAAAACCCGCCGGCGGCAGGGGGCGGAGCAACGGAAAUGACGCUUAGGAGCACCAAUAAGGCGGGUUAGGGACUGGUCUCCCGCUCCCUGCGUAGGUGCUAACAGUUUCCGGUAGCGGUGUCUGGAAGGGGCGGGAGAGGAAUCGGAAGUCGUGUCCGAUGACCCUCGGUACCCGGCAGCCACACCAACAUGAUGGGCAGCGAGGAGUCAGAGCUGGAGUCGGUGGGAGGGGAAGAGGCCGUGGCGGCUCCGGGACCACCCCCAGAACCCCGCACCCCGCACCCCGGAGCCCCAGUUCCUGAACCUGGCCUGGAUCUGAGCCUGAGCCUGAGCCCACGGUCUGACAGCUCCGAGCGGCCGAACUUCAGUCCUGGGCGGCGGAAGGGGCGGGUGGACCGGCGGGGCGGGGCCCGAAAGGGGCGGCAGGUCCGCUUCCACUUGGCCCCGCCCUCCCCAGUCCGGUCCGAGCCGCCGUCGGCCGCCGCCGCACCGAGCGAGAAGCUGCAGGACCUAGGGGCCCCAGCGCAGAGGAGCAGCCUGGCCUUGAGCCUCGAACUGCAGGCCGCCCGAGCCGCAGCCGAGGGCCAGUUCGAUGCCGCGAAGGCCGUGGAGGAACAGCUAAGAAAGUCUUUCCAGACCCGCUGCGGCCUGGAGGAGAGCGUGGCCGAGGGGCUAAAUGUACCGCGCUCCAAGCGGCUGUUCCGGGACCUGGUGAGCCUGCAGGUGCCCGAGGAACAGGUUCUGAACGCUGCGGUGAGGGAGAAAUUGGCGCUGCUGCUGCCGCAUCCCCGAGCCCCGAGCCCAAAGGUGAGGGAUCUGGGCUUGAGUGUACCCCUCCCCACUCCGUGCCUCUUCCCCUCUCUCGCCUCGAGUUUUUUCCCGUCCUCUCCACGUGUAAUCUUGGCUUCCGGCCCCAACUACGAACAGGAGCCACCUGGGCCGAGGCCAGACAUGACCAUCCUGUGUGACCCAGAAACAUUGUGUUACGAAUCUCCACACCUGACCCUGGAUGGCCUGCCUCCUCUCCGGCUUCAGCCUCGUCCCCGGCCCUCAGAGGAUACCUUUCUCAUGCAUCGGACUCUGAGGCGCUGGGAAGCGUAGACCUGGAGGCUCCCUGGAUUGCUAGUUCAUAUUUCCUUGUUAAAACUUAUUUUCAGAAUAAAGUGGUCUUGCUAAAAA
Messenger RNA from Manis pentadactyla (Chinese pangolin), 1182 nucleotides. It is a transcript of the gene PPP1R35, whose product is annotated as protein phosphatase 1 regulatory subunit 35. Gene Ontology annotation, molecular function: phosphatase binding. NCBI's taxonomy places the organism in Eukaryota, Metazoa, Chordata, Mammalia, Pholidota, Manidae. The transcript has 3 exons. The record is from RefSeq and is a predicted model, not a curated record. Bases 193 to 1104 code for a protein of 303 amino acids. Gene Ontology annotation, biological process: negative regulation of phosphatase activity.